AUGUCGAGCAUAGAAAACUUGUUUGGUAAACUCGCUCUAACUACAGUAACAACAGUGUCUAGAAUAGCAUUGAGCCAUGCCACUAAUGCUGCUAUCCGUAAUGUUACUUCCUAUAUUACAACACAACUCCCAAAAAACAAACCUGACUCAAAGGAAAUACGUGUUCUGCAACGUCAACUUGACCUAAAGAUAAAAAACUUAAAGCCUACUAUUGAUAUUAUUGCAAGAAGUGUAGCUGAUGGCAACACCGAUCUUGAACCAGCUUUGGAAAUGUGCAAUGACCUGAAAACGGAGAUGGAACUGUUUGCCAAGCAAAACAUGACAGAUCCAGAUCAAGUCAAGUUCCAACUUCGACGUCUGUUAGAAAGUGUGGAUGAUGCUAUUCCUUCUUUACAUCUGUCUUUACGUAGCAUCGAAAACAGAACAGGUCAAACUAAUUUAUCGCCUUCUAAAUUGAUUCAAGCUUCACGCAUUGUGACUGAUCCUUCAAGCUAUUCUCUCAAGAUCCGACUGUAUUCUUUGUUUGCUGCCAAUCAGCGAGCAGCAGCAGCAGAAGCAUUUAGCUGGAAAGAAGAAUUCCAUAAAGCAGAACUCAAGAUCAAUAAGCAUAAGGAGUAUACUUAUGAAUUGGCUUUAGUGGAGGAUGUACAUGAUGGCCUGUAUCAUGAAGAAGGAUCAGACGCUCAAAAACUCAACAUUGAUAUUGGUAAAAUCAAGCGCAUGUAUUACACACAGAGUGGAGAAUUGCUGAAUAUUGAAGAUGCCAAGUCACCAGUGCUUGUGGUCAAAGUAGCCAAACAAGCCAAAGAAAAUGAGUCUAUGGUCGAGAUUAAAGAUGCACGACCAGAGAUCAACAAGGAAGAAUUACAAGAAUAUGAUUGGUAUGCCAUUGAAUUAUGGACAAAUGGCCAAACAAUAGAUGAUGAUAGUGAUGAAGAAAGUACAGACAGUAGUGAUGAUCAAGACAAAAAGACGUCUGAUCCUGUUAUUGAUAAUAAGCAACCACAAAACUUACUUUUACUUGAAAGUGUGAAAUAA
This is a messenger RNA of Gilbertella persicaria, 1038 nucleotides long. Its product is annotated as RanGTP-binding protein-domain-containing protein. The record is from RefSeq and is a predicted model, not a curated record. NCBI's taxonomy places the organism in Eukaryota, Fungi, Mucoromycota, Mucoromycetes, Mucorales, Choanephoraceae. Gene Ontology annotation, molecular function: GTPase regulator activity. Gene Ontology annotation, cellular component: nucleus; cytoplasm. The transcript is spliced from 4 exons. Bases 1 to 1038 code for a protein of 345 amino acids.